AUGUCAGAUGCACUUUUCAACCAUACUCCGCACAGUAAGUAGGAGCCGGCAAUACAGCAAUAGUCUGCCAUAAACACUUAAAGAAGAAGAAGACGGGGCAGUAGAAACAACAAACAUUUAUUAGACAUAGAUAGCUACAGUAGCUAGUUAAUGUAACAACAACGUGUUAAUAUUGCAUCCAUUCUAUCAACAGCUAUACUUUUGUGAAACAGGUCAGAAUUAGAAACAAACUCGCGGUUUUAUUUGUUUAACGAGUGUUGAGAACUUUGGACUGAGUGACCAUUGAACUCGCACUGACCGGUCCUCCCUAUCAGAGUUCCCCAUCUAUCCCGGGCUCUGGUCAGUCAGCCAUGGCCCUCCGUGUCCUCCAGGCCGUGGCGGCGGUGGCUGUUCUUUGUCGGUUCCCCGUAACGUUAACUCGGGCUGGGGACAGGUCAGAGGGGACUCCCGGCCAAUCCUACGUGGCUGCGGUAUACGAGCACCGGGUUAUUCUGAACCCGGAGCCGCACGUACCUCUGUCCCGGGCCGCGGCGCUCAAGCACAUGAUGAGCAACCUGGAUGUGUACGAGGAGCAGGCCGCGCGAGCUGCGGAACAGGGGGCACAGAUCAUAGUAUUUCCAGAGGAUGGUCUUCAGGGGUUUAACUUCAGUCGUCUGUCCAUCUCUGCUUACCUAGAGACCAUCCCUGACCCACAGUCUGAGGACUGGAACCCCUGUACACAGACAGACAGACACACCCAUACUGAGGUCCUCCAGAGGUUGAGCUGCAUGGCACGACGUCACCGUCUGUACCUGGUGGCCAACAUGGCUGACCUCCAGCCCUGCCGCCAGACCUCUCACCCCACCUGCCCCCACGAUGGGCGCUGGCAGUUCAACACUGAUGUAGUCUUCAGGUGGGAUGGUUCCCUGGCGGCACGCUAUCACAAACACAACCUGUACUUUGAGAAGGCCUUCGAUGCCCCGCCCACACUGGAGGUGGUGACCUUUGACACGCCGUUCGCCGGACGGUUUGGAGUGUUCACCUGCUUCGACAUCCUGUUCCAUGACCCUACCGUCAGACUACUGGAGCAGGGUGUCAGACAGAUGGUCUACCCUACAGCCUGGAUGAACCAGCUUCCUCUGCUGUCAGCCGUUCAGUUCCAGAGAGCCUUCAGUCUGGGAGCUAACACCACUCUGCUGGCGGCUAACAUCAGGGCAGACAGCCUGGGUAUGACAGGAAGUGGCAUCUUCACCCCUGGUACUGCCAUCUACCACCAUGCCAGGGCUGGGCAGCCAGAGGAGGGGAGGCUGCUGGUGCUGAGGAUACCUGUACUGGACACUGCCUGGCUGGGAACAGAGACGAGGGCCAAGGGGCAGGCAGGAGGAGAGGGAGAGGGGGAGGCAGGAGGAGAGACUACAAGGGGAGAGGGGGAGGAGAGCCAACACUGCCAGGAGGAUUCUCUCUCUACCUCUCCUCCUGCCUUCUCUCCCUCAUCCCCCUUUCCUUUCACCUCCUCUAUGAUGUAUGAUCCCUUCUCCUUCCUCCUGCUGAGUGGUUCAGAGGGCCAGCUGACUGUGUGUGACGGUCGUUUCUGCUGCCACCUGCAGUACCGACGCUCCACACAGGGGGGCAAUACGGAGCUCUAUGCUCUAGGAGCGUUCUCUGGCACUCACACAGUUAACGGGCGCUACAAUGUACAGGUGUGCGCGUUGGUCCGCUGUUUGGGGUCGGAGGUCAGCUCCUGUGGACAAGAAGUGGAGGAGGCAGAGUCGAGAGUUGACUUCCUAUUGGAGGGGAAGUUCAGAACCCGUUACGUUUACCCGUCGUUGCUAGGUAGCAGCAUGGUUCUAGAACAACCUGACCAGGUCAAGACGACCGCAGAUGGUCGCGUGGCCAUGGAACACUCAGGGAUGACCGUCGGACUAGUGACCGCAUGUCUCUACGGCAGGGUGUACGACCAGGACUAAGGUGUGUGAGAGAGAGGUUGCAGUCCAAACACUUAAGAUACACCCUCGUCCACUUACCCUCGUCCACUUACCCUCGCCUUAUGCCCUUGGGGAAAUCCCCGUCGCCAUCUUGGAAGGCGGUCCAAAUGAUUAGCCAAGCAAAGGAAGUUAGCAACGUAAGCCCCUCAGCCCUCGUUUUUUAGUCGGCUUAGCUAGUGUACAAUAAUGUUCACUCCUGGGCCCGAAACUCCCCAUAAUUCAAAUUCACGACAAUUGUACAUCUUGUCAGCGAAAACUUAAAAACAACAUCAAUGGAGAAGUCAACAUAAAAACAGUAAAAACAAAUGGAAAUAAGGUAGAAAUGGUGCUACUAAUGCACAUGACGG
Messenger RNA from Oncorhynchus mykiss (rainbow trout), 2311 nucleotides. Lineage: Eukaryota; Metazoa; Chordata; Actinopteri; Salmoniformes; Salmonidae. The record is from RefSeq and is a predicted model, not a curated record.